UGAAUUUUAUAUCGUCUUGUUCGUCACUUAUCCGUCGUCUACGUCUGGAACAAUCGUCGUCAUUAAUUUUUUUUUUUUACUAACAAUCUUUUUUUUAAUGUUUUACUUUGUUCUAUAAACUUUAGUUAUAUAAACGUAUAAUAACCUAUAUAGCCUAUUUCAUUUUUAACAAAACGUUUUUACAGUAUGGAUUCUAUUAGAGUAGCUGUCCGUGUUCGUCCUCUCGUAAAAUCUGAAUUAAAUCGUGGAUGUUCAGAUUGUGUGUUUGCUGAUGUUAAAAACCAACAGAUAAUUGUGAACGAUAAUCCUAAUCUAACAUUUACCUUUAAUUAUGUAUUUUCACCUGAACAUUCUCAAGACCAAGUAUAUAAAUUAGCGGUUGAAGAUUUAAUUCAAAAGUUAUUUAGUGGAUAUAAUGUUACCAUAUUAGCAUAUGGACAAACUGGAUCAGGUAAAACCCACUCAAUGGGUACAAAUUUUGUGGAUGAUGAGAAAGAAGAAGAAAAAGGUAUUAUUCCACGAGCUAUUCAAAAUAUUUUCAAUGAAGUACAAAAACUAAAAGAAGAAGCACAAUUUUCCAUAAGUGCAUCAUUUAUUGAAUUGUAUCAAGAACAAGUGUAUGACCUUUUAUCUCCUACAAGAGCUACUCUUGAUAUUAGAGAAGAUGGCCGUGGAAUAUGUAUACCAGGUCUAACUGAAAUGAGGGUUACUGAUUUAUCUUCUACUCUCCAAUGCUUGAUACAGGGUUCUAACGGUAGAGCAACUGGGGCAACUGCAAUGAAUGCUCAAUCUUCCCGUAGUCAUUGUAUAUUUACGUUAACCAUAAGUCAAAUACGAGAAAAUGGGGACAAUACUACUGCUAAAUUUCAUCUUGUGGAUUUGGCUGGAUCAGAAAGAAGUAAAAAAACAAAAGCUACUGGAGAAAGAUUUAGGGAAGGUGUUAAUAUUAAUAAGGGGCUAUUAUCAUUAGGAAAUGUUAUUACAUCAUUAUGUGACAAAUCUGCUCACAUUUCAUACAGAGAUAGUAAACUUACCCGCUUACUGCAAGAUUCUCUGGGUGGAAAUUCUGUUACACUGAUGAUUGCAUGUAUUAGUCCAGCAGACUAUAAUAUGGAUGAAAGUGUGAGCACUUUACGGUAUGCUAAUAGAGCAUUACAAAUUAAAAAUAAGCCUAUUAUUAACCAAGAUCCAAUUACUGCUCAGAUUUCUGCACUUUCUAAAGAAAAUCGUGAAUUAAAAUUAAAAAUAGUUGCAAUGGAAGCUAAUGGUUUUGGUUCUUGUCCACCAGAACAUAACACUUUGCUAAAAACAAAUAAAGAAUUAUUGGAGAAAACCCGUGCCAUGAGUCAAGUAUUAAGUGAAUACAUGACACAAAGUGCAUCAUUAAACAUGAAAGCAUUAUUGGCCGAGACUGGACGUGAUACAAUGAAAAAAAAUCUUUUAGAAUUAAAAUUAAAUUUUGAAAAUGCUUUAAAAGACAAUGAUUUAGAAGAAUUUAAAAAUAUCAAAGAUAAAAUUGGUUCAAUUAUGGAUGAACAUAAUCGUACUGAAGUUGAAAUAACAGGUGAUGAUUAUGUUACUGCUUCUGAAGAGGUGGAUGAUGAGAUAUCCGAGUCAGAUAAUGAAACUGAUCAAACUAAAGAGCUAAUGGUUAUGGAAACUAUUCAAUUGAAUCGUGAACUGAACAAACUGAAUAAGGAACUAGCUAUGAAAGAGCAUUUAGCCGCUAAACUUGUAGAAUCUGUUUCACAUAUUGGCGAAUAUUGCCCUGAAGAGAAUACUGAAGAAUUGAAAAAUAAACUUGAACAGUUAAAACAAGAACGUGACCAAUUAGAAGAAGCUUUAAAAGCUGCUCAAACAAAUAAUAUUAAUUCUAAAUUAUCAGAACAAAGACGUAAAAAAUUGCAAGAACUUGAACAAAAAAUUGCAAAUCUAACUAAAAAAUGUUUAGAACAAGAUCGAAUUAUUAAAAUGAAAGCUAAAAAUGAUAAAAAAGUAGAAAAUUUAAAUAAUGAAAUAAAGAGUAUUAAAGUUAUGAAAGUAAAACUUAUCCAGCAAAUGAAAAGUGAUAAUGAAAAGUUCAGGCAGUUUAAGUUAGAACGAGAUAGAGAACUUUGUCGUUUGAAAGAACAUGAAAGAAAACAAAAACAUCAAAUCAUUCGUAUGGAACAACUACAUGAUAGACAGCAAACUGCACUGAAACGUAAAUUGGAAGAGGCAGCAAAUGUUAACAAAAGACUCAAAGAUGCUCUUGCUGUUCGGAAAGCUAUUGAAGUGAAACGAGAUGAAGCAUUUAUGCCUAAAGCUCAACGAAUCCAAAAAUGGGUAAAUGAAGAAUUAGAUGUUUUAUUGAGUACAGUUGAUGCACAAAAAACUUUAGAGCAAUUGGAAGUUGACCGAGAAAUCAUAUUUAAAAUGAUGCAAAGAUGUGAAGAACAAUUAGAAACAACUGGACUUACUGAAGAAUUUAAAUAUGGUUUGAAGAUGGAUAAAACAGAAAUGUCCAGAGAACUAGAAUUAAGGUCCGCUCAAAUAAUGGAUUUGAGACAAAAAAUAUUUGAUAGUAAUGAAGAACUUAUAAAAAAAAAUCGUUUUGAUUAUUUAUCUACUAUUGCUGAUACAAAAACUGCCUUAAAACAUGUAUUCCAUGUUGCUGCUGAAAAUCGAAGAGCUACGUUAGAAUUACAGAGUCAAGUUGAAGAACUUAAAGCAUUAUUACUUGAAGCAAAAGACAAUGUUAACAUAGCAGAAAAAAAAAAAUUAGAUUUAAUAAAUAAGCACCAAAAGCAAAUAGAGGAUCUUCAAAAGGAGUAUGAAGAUAAUAUUUUAAUUUUAUUGAGACAAUUAAAUGAAAAAGAAAAAACAGUUUCUGGUAGCAAUUGUAAUGAAUAUUUUGAACGACUAAGAAUCUUUGAUGACCAAUUUAGUAAAGUAGAACAACUAAAAGAAGAAUUGAAUCAAAAAGAUAAAUUAAUUUUAGAUCUCCAAACAGUUGUAAACAAUGGUUUACAUCGUUCAAAAUCAAACAAAAUGUUUUCUCCAAUUACACCUGAGAACAUUGAAAAUGAUGAUACUAAAGAAAAUAUUGAUGAUGUUACUCCUUUACGACGACGUUUAGACAAGUUAAAGAGAGAAAGCAGAAUGUUUGAACCUUCUUUUGACCAAGAAAAUCGUGUAAACUUAAAAAGAAAUGCUAAAGGAGAAUCCAUGUGUUUAUGUAUCAAAAAUUGCCUAAAAAAUAUUUGUUCAUGUCAAAAAAAGAAUAAGUCUUGUUCCAAGUACUGUAAAUGCUCAAUAAGUGUAUGCAAUAAUAGAUGUUCACCUGUACAUGAACCCAUUCAAGAAGAACCGCCAGAAAGUAUUUUAAACCAAACUUUUAAAAAACCAAAAACUGAAUUACUUGCAGUAGAAGAUAUUGCAAAUGAAACCUACAAUAAAUUUUAAAUAUCUGUGUAAUAAACAAACUAAUUAUUUUUAGAUUUUAUAUAAUAUCUCUUAAGUG
Molecule: messenger RNA, 3502 nt
Organism: Sipha flava (yellow sugarcane aphid)
Lineage: Eukaryota; Metazoa; Arthropoda; Insecta; Hemiptera; Aphididae
Product: chromosome-associated kinesin KIF4-like
Exons: 20
Coding region: 187-3444 (1085 amino acids)
Biological process (GO): microtubule-based movement; mitotic spindle organization
Molecular function (GO): microtubule binding; microtubule motor activity; ATP binding
Source: RefSeq, a predicted model, not a curated record